GAUUUGCUCCUGUGUAUAUAUCAUAUUGCUAAUGGUACUCAACCAAACUCCUUGCAUGUGAUAGACGAAGAUGAAGAUACACAAUAGUAGCAUAUGCCCAGGAAACUUGGAAGCUUUCAAAUAAUGAACGGCAUGGCAAACGGGCUCAUACAAUUACAUACAUAAUGGGUACAAAUGCAUCGGGUGCUGCAACAGGUCCAAAUAUGAAUGAACAACACCUUGAAGACAAUCGAAUACCUAGAUACGAUGCCAGCCAUUUGGAUGUAUUAUUUAUUCAACGAAGCGAGCGCGAACUCAAUCAGGAGAUAUGUAAUAUCGGUGAAGUCUCUAGAAAAUUCAUGUGUUUUCUAAGACAUACAUGCUCGUGCAUGUAUGGUGUUGUUGUUGGUGGGGAAUAAAAAAACAGCGAACGGAAAAGGAAUCGAGUCCCGCCAUUUUUACACCAUCACGUAACCAUCCAUCCACUCCGUACACACACCAUGACGAACCUCGGCUCCUUAUCUCCUCUACCUCGACUGAAGCUCGCAUCAUUGAUGAAGCAUUCUUGCCACAAAGCCAUUAAUUAUAUACCAUAUACUAUUGAGAACGAUUAACAUCAACCAAUCUCCAACUUUAUCGCAUUUACAACAUACACACAUUUAUCACCAAACACACUGUCUCCAACAUCAAGAUGGGUCCUGCGAAGACCGCAAAUUUACCCAUUAUUCCCUUGGUGAAAGGGACCGUUCUACUCCCUGGAAUAGUCCUUCGCAUUCCAGUGUCUGGUCAACGAACGGAUAUUCCAGCUUUGCUCUCUGGCGUUUAUAGCAGAGCUGCUUCGACUACACCGAGUCAGCCAUUGGACAGUGUCCAUAUCGCCUGCGUUCCUUUGAACUCGUCCUUUCUCACUCAGGAUGGGCAAAAGAUGAUUACUGGAAAUGAGCAAACCCCGCAACCCAGAGAACGAUUAGAUGUUAAGCCAUCGCGAGCCACGAAGGAUGACCUGUUUGGAUAUGGAGUGGCUGCUAAGAUAUCGGGCGUUGAAGGCACAACUGGUCGUUCCGGGGAAUUCGCCUUGUUGGUUGAGGGUGUAGCCAGGAUCAAGCUGGAUAGCAUAACACAGGAGAAGCCAUUCCUCGAGGGAGAAGUUACAUAUUUAUACGAUGAAGAUGUGCCUACUGAAGAUGUAGCUGUCCAAGGACUUUUCGCACAUCUCAAACAAUUGUCACGAGACCUUUUGACCCUUUUACGACUUUCAUCCCUCCUCCCUCGUACAUCUGGUGGGCUUUCCCCAGUACUUGCCCGCCGCCUCGAAGUAUACAUAGCAAAGAAGGAUAUAUCGGACGCCGGAACUCUGGCAGAUUUCAUGGUGAAUGUGGUUGAAGCAUCGUUGGAGGAAAAGUUACUGGUUUUAGCAGCGCUCUCAACUAAGGAUCGCCUUGAGCGAGCAAUCCUUUUGCUUGAACGUCAAGUCAGCACUAUCAAAAACAACGUCAAAAUAACAACAGUCACAACCUCCAACAUCCCUGCAAACAUAGAUAUCGAUCAAUUUAAUAAAGUAAAUGGACAUCGUAUGCGAAGACUAUCAAUAUCGGGCGCGCCACUGCCUCCCAGUAUGGCAGGUAAUGGUGGGUCUCAGGAUGAUGAUCAAGAACCGGAUGAAAUGGAGGAGCUUAAGAAAAAGAUCGAUGGCGCAAAGAUGUCCCCUGAAGCAGCCAAAGUCGCCGACCGAGAAUUGAAGAGAUUGAAGAAAAUGUCACCAGCUCAAGCAGAGUAUCAAGUGUGUCGGAAUUAUCUGGAGAAUUUGAUUGAGAUACCGUGGUCCGAGAUGACUGAAGAUCAACUUGGCGUCGAUACAUUAUCGAGGGCUCGCAAACAACUUAAUGAUGAUCAUUAUGGGCUGGAAAAGGUCAAGAAGAGAUUGCUUGAGUAUUUGGCGGUUCUCAAACUCAAGCAAAGUAUCAAUGACGAUGUCAAUUCACAACUUGCCAAAGCAAACGAAGAAGAUUCAACUGCUAAGGUUGAAAUUCUCAAAAGUAAGAGGACAAUUGACAAAUCGCCAAUUCUGCUCCUUGUCGGCCCUCCUGGAGUGGGCAAGACUAGUCUGGCAAAGUCAAUUGCUACUGCGUUAGGACGAAAAUUCCAUCGGAUCUCUCUCGGCGGCGUUAGGGACGAGGCGGAAAUUCGAGGUCACCGCAGAACAUACGUGGCAGCAAUGCCCGGCUUGAUAGUGAAUGGCCUGAAAAAGGUCGGUGUGGCGAAUCCUGUCUUUCUGCUUGAUGAAAUUGACAAGGUUGGCACUUCUAACUUUCAUGGCGACCCCUCGGCUGCCAUGCUUGAGGUUCUAGACCCAGAACAAAAUCAUACAUUCACAGAUCACUAUGUCAACAUACCAAUCGAUCUUAGCAAAGUUCUUUUUAUUGCCACCGCGAACAGUCUAGAUACUAUCCCGCCACCAUUACUUGAUCGUAUGGAAACUAUUAGCUUGUCAGGAUACACGACACUUGAGAAAAGACAUAUCGCUUCGCAGCAUCUAAUCCCAAAGCAGAUUCGCACUAAUGGGCUCGGAGAUGGACAAGUCGAGUUCACCCAAGAUGUUGUGUCCAAGAUCAUCGAAUCCUACACUCGUGAAUCAGGUGUCCGUAACCUUGAGCGAGAGAUUGGAUCUGUAUGUCGUGCCAAGGCGGUAGAAUAUGCGGAGGCGAAGGACUCGGGACAUACGGAAAAAUACAACCCAAAGUUAUCUGUGGAAGACAUCGAGGAAAUUCUGGGUAUUGAGAAAUUUGAUGAAGAAAUUGCCGAAAAGACGAGCCGACCAGGGAUAGUUACAGGUCUCGUGGCCUAUAGUUCUGGUGGGAACGGUAGUAUUCUUUUCAUCGAAGUGGCCGAUAUGCCAGGGAGCGGUAGCGUGCAGCUAACAGGGAAAUUGGGCGACGUACUAAAAGAAAGUGUCGAGGUAGCACUAAGCUGGGUAAAAGCUCAUGCGUACGAGUUGGGUCUGACGCAUGACCCAUCGGAGAACAUCAUGAAGAAGCGGAGUAUUCAUGUGCACUGUCCUUCAGGGGCUAUCCCAAAGGAUGGCCCAUCUGCCGGUAUGGCACACACUAUUGCACUUAUUUCGUUGUUUUCCGGCAAGCCUGUGCCCCCAACUAUGGCAAUGACGGGUGAGAUCUCAUUGCGUGGACGUGUUACUGCCGUAGGAGGUAUCAAAGAGAAGCUCAUUGGAGCUCUCCGUGCGGGUGUGAAGACUGUAUUAUUACCAGCACACAAUAGAAAGGAUAUCAAAGAUGUUCCGCAAGAAGUCAAAGAUGGCCUGGAGAUCAUCCACGUCAGGCACAUCUGGGAAGCAAUGCGAUACGUCUGGCCUGAAGCACAUUGGCCGGGAGAGGAGAAUUUCGCGGGUAUUGAAAGUCGUUUAUGAUUCUGAUAAUCAUAUCAGAUCCGAAAUCUCCCGGCGGCACCGUGUUGUGUAAUCUUGACAGAAAUUGUCCGCUGAUAAAUUGCCUUUUUCUCGCUUCCUUGAAAUGAUAUGAUCACAGUUGGCGUUUCGAGCUGAAGCACAGAGUAUGUAAUCUACUAUUAUCUUGUGUAUAUUUGUUUUAUUUUUGGCGCGCGUUUGGGUACGGGGCUACUUGCUGGAGGGCGUUGUGUUGUAUAAUUUAGGGGCUCAAAAAUCAUCAUACCUGUAUAGGCAGUCGCCACUCUUUUCAAAACGAAUCGCAAGAUUUAAAUAGAAAUCUGUAGAAUUGGUAUUAUAUUGUCAUUCAAAUCGGCAGUACUUGCACUCUGUGAAAUUGAUGAAAACCUGCCA
Molecule: messenger RNA, 3790 nt
Organism: Botrytis cinerea B05.10
Lineage: Eukaryota; Fungi; Ascomycota; Leotiomycetes; Helotiales; Sclerotiniaceae
Exons: 11
Coding region: 671-3400 (909 amino acids)
Biological process (GO): protein targeting to peroxisome; protein processing; protein catabolic process
Cellular component (GO): peroxisomal matrix
Molecular function (GO): ATP binding; serine-type endopeptidase activity; ATP hydrolysis activity
Source: RefSeq, a predicted model, not a curated record